CCUAUCACCCCCAAAGUCACCAUUGACGACCUCCCAUGGACGCGGCCCGUGGAAUCCGUCGACUCCCUGGACUGGGCCGGACGCCGCGUCGCAUCGAGCCGACGCGGCGUCCGCGGAUCCCCACGGCGUCCGCGGGCGGCGUCCGCGCGCGGACCGGCGGCUUCGGCGUCGCAGCGCUUGGCUCAGUGGGCUCAGUGAGGUCGGUGCGCAGAAGGAUGGGCGCGCGAGAAUCGUCCGCCAUGGCUCCACCGAAGAAGGUGGAUGGAGACAUUCUGGUGAAGCUGGGGCAGCAGACGUUGGAGGCCAUCAGCAGAUUUACCAAGUCCAUUCCCCAGCAAGGCGUUUGGAAGGACGUGGAACCGGGCCAGCUCGCGGCAGACUUUGCCAAGGAGCCCCCAGUGGAGCCGACCGAAUAUGGCCAGAUCUUGCAGAAACUGGAGACCACCAUCUUCCCGGGUGCCUUAAGUUGGCAGCACCCGAAGUUCAUGGCCUACUACCCUUCCAGCAGCAGCGUGCCGGCCAUUUUGAGCGAGACGGUGAUCGCCAGCAUUGGGUCGGUGGGCUUGCAAUGGAAGUCCAAUCCCAUCGGCACCGAGUUGGAAGUGGUCGUCAUGGAUUGGGUCGCUCAGUUCCUGGGCAUCGGCCCGGCGUUCCAUCACACCUCCGGCGUUGGGGGUGGGAUCAUACAGAACACCGCAGGCGAAGCCAUGCUGAACAUCAUGAUUUGCGCUCGCACGCGGAUGCAUCGGCGACUCCAACCAGAUCUGUCGUGGGAGGAUGCCUUUCAUCAAGAUUCCUCCUCCUUUGUCGUCUACAUCUCUGACCAAGCGCACUUUAGCGUGGAGAAGGCCUGUCGCUUGGCGGGGCUGAGAUGCCGGCGAGUGGCUGCCAGAUUGGAGGGGAACUUCAGUCUUCAGCCCAGCGAUGUGAAGGAAGCCAUGGAGAAAGACCGUGCAGCAGGCCUGAAGCCAGUGGCCUUGGUCUUAACGUAUGGCUCCACCAACACCUCCGGCACCGAUGACAUCGCAGCCUUCAAAGACUUCGCCCAGGAAGAUGACUUGUGGAUCCAUGUGGACGCUGCGUAUGCGGGUGCAGCGUGGUCUUUGGAUGAGUUCAAAAAGGAUUCGCAAGCUGUCAGUGAGGUUGUUACUUCAGUGAACAUGAACGGCUCCAAGUGGUUCCUUUGCGGCUUUGAUUCGGCGUUUUUGUGGGUUCGGGAUCGUCAGCUCCUGUUGGACGUCUUUUCGGCGUCCGGCGUGUACAUGGCCGACGCGGGCGAGUUGUCGAUCUACAAUCCAGAGUUUAAGGACUGGUCCGUCCCCUUGGGCCGCCGCUUCCGGGCCUUGAGAAUAUGGAUGGUCUUCGAGUACUUCGGGACUUCUGGCAUCCGCUCAUACAUUCAGCAGGCCAUUGAUCAGGCCAACUGGCUGCGGGAGCGCAUCGAGGAGGAGCCAAAGGGACUCUUCGAGCAGCCGGUGACCACCAAGUUCGGCUUAGUCUGCGUGCGCUGCCCGAGCGACGAAGCCACUUUGGGCCUUGCAAGCCGACUGAGUGAGCUGGGCUACGGCAUUGCCCCUUCCAAGAUCUGCGAUCGUGACGCCUUGCGCAUCGCUUUGGGCUCCACAGCCACCACCCAGGCCCACGUGGAGCAACUUUGGAAGGACAUGUUGGCCUUCGUCCAAUGAGCCGAAGAUGCGUUCCGCGAGCUACGUCCGAGCUGACGACACUAGGUGCCAUAGGACCACAAGGGGUGCCAUAGGAGUUGGUCUGAAGCUGUUCAGAGGUUUGGGUGGCGAUAAAGUGGC
Messenger RNA from Durusdinium trenchii, 1805 nucleotides. The record is from the annotation of a GenBank genome assembly. Lineage: Eukaryota; Dinophyceae; Suessiales; Symbiodiniaceae.